Molecule: messenger RNA, 357 nt
Organism: Vicia villosa (hairy vetch)
Lineage: Eukaryota; Viridiplantae; Streptophyta; Magnoliopsida; Fabales; Fabaceae
Exons: 1
Coding region: 1-357 (118 amino acids)
Source: RefSeq, a predicted model, not a curated record
AUGGCUCCUCCCCGCAGUUCCACCCCCAAUUCCAGUCCUUCCGAUCCUGUUUGCGAUCAAGCAAGCCCCUACUAUGUACAUCCCAGUGAUGGUCCUUCUUCAUUCUCCAUCACUCCGGUUCUUAGUGGAUCCAACUACCAUAGCUGGGUGCAAUCAAUGCGCGUAACUCUUGGAGGAAAGAUGCAAUUUGAUUUUGUUGAUGGCACGAUCCCUAUUCCUACAGAUCCUUUUGAACCAUCUUUUUUGUGCCAGGACUCGAUGGAACAUGUUGGUUCAUUUUUGGAUUAUGCGCUCUGUAUCAGAAUCCAUUUGUCGUUCGAUAGUGUUCAUGGAGAACGCCAUUUAUGUUUGGAAUGA